Messenger RNA from Anthonomus grandis grandis, 1356 nucleotides. RefSeq lists its product as uncharacterized. The record is from RefSeq and is a predicted model, not a curated record. NCBI's taxonomy places the organism in Eukaryota, Metazoa, Arthropoda, Insecta, Coleoptera, Curculionidae.
AUUGCUUGUACUCCGGCUGUUCCAAUGAGCGACGACGAGCUUGUGGCGGCUAGUGCGGCUUUUAGUGUAAUUUAUUGUUUAUUAAAUAAACAAAAAACAAAAAUGAGAAAGAAGAGACGGUGGUGGGUUACGUCGUUAUUUAAAAGUCGAAGCAAAUGCAGUGGAAGCAAUUUACUUAGCGACCUUAAUAUUGAAAACCUCCACUUUCAUACAUUCGGUAGAAUGUCGCCUACUAAUUUUGAGGAAAUCAUAAUUUUAAUCGGCCCAAAAAUUAUGAAGAAAAACACAACAUUUCGAAAAGCAAUUCCUGAAGAACGAUUAGCUAUAACACUAAGAUAUUUAGCAUCGGGUGAUUCGUACACUAGCUUAAGCUUUUUGUUUAAGUUUUCCAAGCAGUCAAUUUCGCUGAUUGUGCCAGAGGUAUGCAGUGCUUUAUGUGAAGUUUUUCAAGAUUUUAUAAAGAUGCCUCAAACAGAGAAUGAGUGGCUUCAAGUAGCAGCUCAAUAUGAAAGACUAUGGAACUUCCCACAUUGCAUGGGGGCAAUGGAUGGCAAACACGUUGUUCUUCAGUGUCCAGUAAAUACAGGCAGUGACUAUUUUAAUUACAAAGGAACUUUUAGUAUUGUUCUUUUUGCUGUUGUUGAUGCCGAUUAUUGUUUUCUCUACGCUGACGUGGGCUGUCAAGGUCGAAUAUCAGACGGCGGUGUUUUUCGCAAUACAACCUUUUACAAAAAACUGGAGGAUGGCUCUUUAAAUCUUCCAAGUAGUAGAAAACUUCCUAGCCUAGAAGAUCUUCAAGAAAGUGACAGUGAUGAAAGCUUAGACAUAUCACAAACCAGCACUUACCAAACAUUGGAUUCUGAUGAUGAAGUUUUUGAGUUGAAUAUUCCAGAGUCAGCAGAUGAUGAAAAUGCUGAUAGAAGGCAGCUACGUGACAGGAAUACACUAUCUAAGCCGGACUAUUAUGGUGUAGCAAAUUAUUGUGAGAUUUUAGAACCUACAAACUAUGAGAAUGCCACUAAGUGUCAAGAUUCAAGUAAGUGGCAGCGAGCCAUGGAGGAGGAGAUGGAUGCACUUAAGGACAAUAACACAUGGGACUUGGUAAAGUUACCUGAUGGUGCAAAAGUGAUAGACAAUAAGUGGGUUUAUCGUGUUAACUUUGACUCUGAUGAAAUAAUGAGGCAAAGCGAAGUUAAGUCUUUUGCAGUUGCCCUAAACAAUAUGGCGUUUGGUAAAAUGACCGACGAAGAUGUGCAAUUAAUCAAGUCUAGGGAAGUCGACAAUAUUGACCAAAUUCCCGAAGACACCAUGCAUUUAUUUGCCACCAAUGCAGAAGUAGAUAGAUGCAUUCAAUGA